AUGAUAGUGGUAGCUUGUGCUGAAGUUCGUUUCUUGGACGUUUUACCACAAAACAUUUCAUUUGCAGAAGAAGAGAAAAAGGUAUUAAAAUAUUGGGAUGAGAUUAAUGCAUUUGAAACAUCUUUAAAGAUGUCAGAGGGACGUCCAGAAUAUUCAUUCUAUGACGGACCUCCAUUUGCCACUGGUCUUCCACAUUACGGUCACAUUUUGGCCGGUACCAUUAAAGAUACAGUAACGAGAUACGCACACCAAACUGGACAUCAUGUCGAGCGUCGUUUUGGAUGGGAUUGUCAUGGUUUGCCAAUCGAAUUUGAAAUUGACAAGGAGUUGGGCGUGCGUACCAAGGACGAUGUCCUCAAGAUGGGUAUCCCAGCAUACAAUGCCGCAUGUCGUGGUAUUGUGAUGCGUUACAGUACCGAGUGGGAGGCAAUCGUCAAGCGUUUGGGUCGUUGGAUCGACAUGAAGAACACCUACCGUACCAUGGAUCUCAGCUUUAUGGAGUCCGUGUGGUGGGUAUUCAAGCAGUUGGCCGACAAGGACAUGGUGUACCAAGGUUUCAAGGUCAUGCCAUACUCGAUCCCAUGUACCACUCCACUCUCUAAUUUCGAAGCUUCUAGCUCGUACAAGGACGUCAGCGACCCCGCUGUCGUCGUCGCCUUCCCCAUCACCGACGAUGCCGAGGGUGCUAGCUUCUUGGCAUGGACGACUACGCCUUGGACACUCCCAUGUAAUCUUGCAUUGGUUGUCAACCCCAAGAUGGACUAUGUACGUGUGCAAGACACCAAGACCAACAAGAUCUACGUGCUCGCCCAAAAGCGUCUCGCCAUCAUCUACAAGGACACCAAGAACACGUCCAAGGAAUUCAAGUUGCUCGCCACUGUCAAGGGUGCCGAGCUCGUUGGCAAGUCCUACACCCCACUCUUCCCAUUCUUUGCCGACGACGUCAAGACUGGUGCCUUCAAGGUUGUCCCAGGCGACUAUGUCACCGAAGACAGCGGUACUGGUGUUGUCCACGCCGCCCCUGCCUAUGGUGAGGAGGAUUUCAACGUCUGCAUGCAAGCUGGUAUCAUCAAGCGUGAGGAUUUCAAGCGUCCAUCUUUGAAUGCCGUCGACGUGAACGGAUGCUACACCAGCGACGUCACUGCCUUUGCAGGCAAGCGUGUCAAGGAUCCAGCUGGCGAGACUGACAAGGAAGUCAUCAAGGCAAUCAAAGCAAUGGACAGACUCGUCCACCAAAGCAAUAUCGUCCAUUCCUACCCAUUCUGCUGGCGUUCAGACACCCCACUCAUCUACCGUGCCGUCGGCUCGUGGUUUGUCCGUGUCGAGCAGAUGCGUGACCGUUUGCUCAAAAACAACGAGGAUACUCACUGGGUUCCCGAUUUUGUCAAGGAGAAGCGUUUUGCCAACUGGCUCAAGAACGCCAGCGACUGGGCAGUCUCGCGUAACCGUUAUUGGGGUACCCCAAUCCCAAUUUGGAUCAGCGAGGAUGGUCAAGAGAUGGUUGUCAUUGGUUCAAUUGAAGAGUUGUUUGAGCUCUCUGGCGUCCGUGUCACCGAUCUCCAUCGUGAAUCGAUUGACCAUAUCACCAUCCCAUCGAAAAAGGGUGGUGCUCCACUCCGUCGUAUCGAAGAGGUGUUUGAUUGUUGGUUCGAGUCUGGCAGUAUGCCAUACGCCCAACAACACUACCCCUUUGAGAACAAGGACCGUUUCGAAAAGAUCUUCCCAGCACACUUUAUCGCCGAAGGUAUCGAUCAAACCCGUGGUUGGUUCUACACCUUGCUCGUUCUCUCAACUGCCUUGUUUGACAAGCCACCCUUCCAAAACCUCAUUGUCAAUGGUUUGGUACUUGCUUCGGACGGCAAAAAGAUGAGCAAACGUCUCAAAAACUAUCCCGAUCCAGUCACUGUCAUUGACAAGUUUGGUUCGGACGCUCUCCGUCUCUACCUCAUCUCUUCGCCCGUCGUACGUGCCGAGACACUCAAGUUCCAAGAGAAUGGUGUCAAGGAUAUGCUCAAGGACGUCUUCUUGCCAUGGUUCAACGCCUACCGUUUCAUGGUACAAAACGCACAUCGUCACGAAGCUGCCACCGGCUCCAAGUUUGUGCCAACCCUCGAGGUUGCCCUUGCAUCCACCAACAUUAUGGAUCGUUGGGUGCUCGCCUCGUGCCAAUCACUCAUCAAGUUUGUACGUGAGGAGAUGGCUGCCUACCGUCUCUACACGGUCGUUCCACGUCUCACCUUGUUCAUCAACGAGCUUACCAACUGGUACGUCCGUCUCAACCGUCGUCGUUUCAAGGGUGCCAACGGUGAAGACGAUGCCAAGACCUCACUCAACAUUCUCUUUGAGGUGUUGUUAAAGGUUUGCGUUGCCAUGGGUCCAUUUACUCCAUUCUUUACCGAGUAUAUGUACCAAAACUUGCGUCGUGUCUUGCCAGAUGGACAACGCGAGGAUUCCGUCCACUUUGUCUUGUACCCAGAGCCCAUCCAAGCCGCCUUUAACGUGCGUAUUGAAGAAGCCGUCACCCGUAUGCAAACUGUCAUUGAACACGGUAGAACCAGUCGUGAAAGAAAGACCAAGCCACUCAAGUACCCGCUUAAGGAUUUCACCGUCAUCUCUGACAACCCACAAUACUUGCAGGAUCUCAAGGAGCUCGAGUCGUACGUCAUCGAAGAGCUUAACAUCCAACGUCUCGUCCUCACCUCGGACGACUCGCUUGUCAACAUUGUGGCCGAACCUGACCGUAAGCGUCUUGGUCAACGUCUCAAGACCGCCUUGUCUGACGUUACCAAGCAAAUUGCUAACCUCUCGGUCGACGAUCUCCGUGCCUUCCAAAAGAAGGGAGAGUUGAACAUUGGCGAGCACGUCCUCACCACCGAAGAUCUCAAGAUUAUCCGCAAGUACAAUGGUGACUUGAGCUUGUUUGAGCCAUCUGGUGACGACGAUGUUCUCACCAUCCUCGAGUUGACCAUCGAUCAAAACCUCGUCGAAAAGGGUUUGGUUCGUGAAGUUAUCAACCGUAUCCAACGUUUGCGUAAAAAGAGUGACCUCCUCCCAAGUGACGCCGUCCAAAUGCUCUACAACACUGCCGACGAGCAAAUCCGUACCGCCAUGGUCAACCACCAACCAUACCUUAAAGAGAUUUUGAUUUUCCCAGUUGAAUUUACUCAAUCUGAUCCAACCGAUACCUUUGCCUACGAGUUGGCUUCUGUUUCAAAUGAUAACGAUUUCAAACUUUGGUUUAAGAAAUAA
This is a messenger RNA of Cavenderia fasciculata, 3249 nucleotides long. RefSeq names its product isoleucyl-tRNA synthetase (gene ileS). The coding region runs from base 1 to 3249 and encodes 1082 amino acids. Gene Ontology annotation, molecular function: aminoacyl-tRNA deacylase activity; ATP binding; tRNA binding. The record is from RefSeq and is a predicted model, not a curated record. Gene Ontology annotation, biological process: isoleucyl-tRNA aminoacylation. The transcript has 2 exons. NCBI's taxonomy places the organism in Eukaryota, Evosea, Eumycetozoa, Acytosteliales, Cavenderiaceae.